Messenger RNA from Cyclospora cayetanensis, 1596 nucleotides. RefSeq lists its product as uncharacterized. The transcript is spliced from 3 exons. The record is from RefSeq and is a predicted model, not a curated record. Lineage: Eukaryota; Apicomplexa; Conoidasida; Eucoccidiorida; Eimeriidae. The coding region runs from base 1 to 1596 and encodes 531 amino acids.
AUGCGCCGUUUAGGGGUCUUUUGUCGUGGAUUCCACAGACUUGAAUCUCUGAAAACAGAGGACGGGCCCGAAGAUCGAUCGGUAGCUUACGUGUUGAGCGGUGAUCAGACAUCCACGCGUUCCUCCUCUCUUCGCAGGGAUUUUUCAGUGUCCACGGUGCCUUUUGCGCGUGAAAUUAAAGGCGGUACGGCUGCAAUGGGCAGCAAUAGCUUCAAGGCCAGCUGGAGUGAUCAGGAGAGCACUUUAAAGCCGCAGGAAGCCAGCAGAGAAUCCGAAGCGGGAGAAGGAGCAGGCGCAAGGGGGGGGGAUGAGGAGACAGCCUCGCAGCCCUCAAGACCUGCAGCAGCAGCUGUUGCAGCUGCUGUGGGUGGGGAUGGUGUCACUGCAGGUGCGUCCGGUGCAGAAAGACGCAUUAUCGGUCAUAGGCUUCAGGCUGUAGGUCUCAAAAUAAAGGCUGACGAUACUGAAGGCGCCUUAGAGCAGUUGCAGGAGCUGAUUGAGGCCUACUCUGCAGCCUUCAGGGGUUCUGGCACCGGAGAAGCAGCACUGGCCUCAGGAUCUGCAGCUCUUCCUGGAAAGCCUUCAGUUGCUGCUGCAGUCGUUGGCGCGGCAAGUGGUGUCUUGAACCUUGCUGCGCGGCAGAAGGAUGGGAAGGCAGCACAGCGGGUACUGCUGGUGCUGCAGCAGCACGGGCUGCUGCUGCCUGUACACCCGGACUUGGCUACGGCCUUUAUUGCAGCAGCAGCUGCAACGAACAACGUGACGGCAGUGGGAGCCAUGCUGGCCUUGGUGCAGCAGCAGCAGCAGGAGGUGCAGCAGCGCGCCGUUGCUGCUGCCACAGAGCUGCUGCUGCUGAAGCGGAACCUUGGAUGGAGGGCUUUCAGAGACUCAGGGUUGCUGCUUCUGCUGCAGCGGCGCAAGAGCCUUCCUCCCCAAGGCCUACUCCUCACGCUGCUUGUCAACGAGGUGCUGCUGACAUUGGCAGAGGCGCAGCAGCAGCAGCGGCAGCUGCAACAGCAGGAGGCGGCGGGAGUUGCGCAGAUGGCCGCUGCAGCUGCGGCAGAGCUGCAGCUGCUGCAACAGCUGCAGCAGUCCCUCCACGAGGGCAUGCUGCUGCUGCAGCAAGCCGGAGAGACACAGUCUCCCGUGUCGGUGGCUGCUGCAGCAGGUGCAACAGCAACUCUGCAGCAAACUUCCUUACCGCUGCUGCACCUUGCCCAGUGCAGCGGCGCCGUUCCGCGGUCUCUUCUGCGCAGCUCAGAAGACACCGCGUCAGCGACUGCAGCAGCAGCAGCAAGAAGUUGCACCCACUGCAGCAGCAAGCUUGGCUGUGUAGGCCUUGGCUUGCGGGAAAGGCGACUCCUGCGACUGGGAGUGCUCCGCCUCGCUGCCUUCAGCGGGCAGCGGCAGCUUCGCCGUUUGCUGCACUUUGAGAUGCUGUUGCAGCAGCAACAGCAGCAACAGCAAGCGCCAACGGCGAAGCAGCUUGGGCACCAGCACGCUUCUGGCUUCACAGUGGUGCUGGACGCCGCGAACAUUGCCUACAAUCGACAAAACAAAACUAGCGGCAAGUUCAGCUACUACCAGGUGAGCUAA